AUGAAGAUGGGUUUCUUCCCUGCACUGGUCUAUGUCAGCCUCCUCGCAUUUCUUCCAUCUGUUUACUCUCAGGAUUCAGUCAGCUAUGAUCUCGGCACAUACGGGACGAACGAUUCCAAAGGAACUCCUUCUCAGUCGUACAUGUCGAACACCUAUGUAAAACCCCCGCAGAUACAGGUUAACAAGGAUGAGUCCGGUUUGGCAGAUGGGUAUGUGUUCCUGGGCAUGGAUGGGAGACCGACAAGCGGGCAGAACUGGCCGACGAUAUACGGUAAUUGCAUCGACGACACGACGUCUUUUGCUGUGGUGCUGACCAUCUUGACAGACUUCUCUCAGGACAGGAUGGGCACACUUGUCUGGACCGGCAACUACACCGAGCCUUUCGACUUCAAGACACAAACCUACAAGGGCCAACCGGUACUUACUUCCUGUUCAGGCGAGCUCAAAGAUGGCUUUGGCCGUGGAUCGUACUUUAUUCUCAAUCAAUCGUAUGCCGAGAUUGCACAUUUCCAAGCAAACCGCUUUGGCGACGACAUGGGCGAUAUUCACGAGAUCACGAUAACAAGUGACAAUGUCGCUCUGAUCCCAAUAUACCGCGCAAUACCAUGGAACCUGAAAGAGAUUGGUUGUAUUGAGGAUGGCUGCCUAUUCGAGAACACGUUCCAGGAGAUUGAUAUUGAAAGCGGCGAGUUCGUUUUUGAGUGGAACGCAAGUACGCAUGUCGGCAUCAACGAGUCGUACAACUCUCUCCCUGAAGAUGUGGGCAGGGCUGAAAGCUCACCGUGGGACUACUUUCACAUCAACUCUAUCGAGAAGGACGCAAACGGCGAUCAUCUUGUCUCAGCGUGA
Messenger RNA from Ascochyta rabiei, 849 nucleotides. RefSeq lists its product as uncharacterized. The record is from RefSeq and is a predicted model, not a curated record. The transcript has a single exon. NCBI's taxonomy places the organism in Eukaryota, Fungi, Ascomycota, Dothideomycetes, Pleosporales, Didymellaceae. The coding region runs from base 1 to 849 and encodes 282 amino acids.